UUAUAUAAGCGCAAAUGGAACAUUAUCUUUAUCAUACCUCAAUUUAUUUGGCUAUUUCUAUUCGAAACUCAGUCCAACUUUGGCUCCGAAAGUAAUCACGCGUGCCCACCUCCUUUAAUCUUAAAUUCGGCUAAAAUGAAACAGUUUUAGAAUCAUUAAAAUAUAGUGAAUAGGUAAAAUUAAAACAGUGAUUAUGGGAGCGAGCAAGAAAAAAUCUAGUGAUCCCUUGCGGAUACAGAUCGGUGGUAUAGAUGGUCGGCAAAAGAAGUCUCUGAAUCGAGUUACAACCACUAAAUAUAAUUGGUUAACUUUCCUGCCUCUCAAUUUUUAUGAGCAGUUCAGGAGAGCUGUUUAUUUCUAUUUCUUGAUCAUCACAAUUGUGUCUUUCUUCGUAAAUGAAACAAUAUCGCCGCUUGUGUCGCUGCUUCCCCUGCUUUUUGUCAUGAUAAUCACGGCUUUGAAGGAGGGAUUGGAAGACUUUUCGAGAUCGAAAAGUGAUAAACUUGUAAACACAGCUAGAGUUAUUGUCAUUCGAAAUGGAAAGGAAGAAGUUAUUUAUUCGGAAUUCAUUGUUCCCGGCGAUCUUGUGGUUGUGAAAAAUGGGGGAGAUGUUCCCUGCGAUCUCGUUUUGCUGAAAUCCUCGAGUGCAGAUCGAAAAUGCUUUGUGAACACGGCAAAUUUGGAUGGUGAGACCAAUUUGAAAACCAUUUCCGUUCCACCGAACUACACACUUUCCAACGAGGAUGGAAAUUCUGGCAAGGAUUGCGUUGUUUGCGAGGCUUCCACCUCUGAUCUCUACAAUUUCAAUGGGAGACUCGAAACCGAAGGAGGCGGAAAUGGAGAUGCUGUUCCCCUGACCAUUGAGAACCUUCUGCUCCGAGGAGUUCGGGUUAAGGGCACCGAUCGGGUUAUAGGGUGUGCCAUAUACACAGGUAUGCACACCAAGUUGCAGUUGAAUAGCCGCUACACUGGAAAUAAAUCCGCUUCGAGUGAGAAGUAUAUCAACAGGUUCAUGGUGGCACUCAUCGUUGGAAUGAUCGUCGUUGUCGUGGUUUUGUAUCUCAUUGAAAGACACAAGGAGGCAAAGAUUGUGCCAACCAUGCCCUUUUUGGGUCCGCCAACCAACUUCAAUUCCGCCUGGCAAAUCUUCGAGGACUUCCUCUCGUUCCUGCUGCUCUUCAACUACAUGGUGCCCAUUUCAGCGUAUAUGAACAUCGAGUUGUAUCGCAUUUUCGGAAUGCACUUCAUGCACAAUGACUUGAGUUUGUACGACGAGGAGACCGAUCAACCUUGUCGAGUUAAUGCAUCCAAUUUGAACGAGGAAUUGGGCCAGGUUAACAUACUUUUCUCGGAUAAAACUGGUACACUCACCAAAAACCUGAUGAAAUUUGUUAAUUGCUAUGUGGAAGAUAAAGAUUUCACUUUGCAAAAUACCCAUUUACUUUGCGAGGCAACUGGUGAACAAUUUGAAUUGGAAAAACUUGAUAGUGAAGCCAAUAUAUUUUUUGAGGCACUGACUGUUUGUCACACUGUGGAGAUCCUUCAGGAUUUGGGUGAAAAGCCUUUGGAAUCGGCAGAAUCCUUUUCGGAAAGGAGUCACUUGAUGGGCAAGAAGAUUGUUGAUAGAUAUCAGGCAUCCAGUCCGGAUGAGAAGGCUCUUCUCGAAGGAUGCGCCAGCUUGGGACUCGUUUACGAGGGCCAGGAUAACGAUGUCCUUCGCCUUUGUCGAUAUCCAAGUGGUGAGAAACUGCAGUUCGAGCGGCUGCAUGUUUUGGAAUUCAGUUCGGAGCGACAGAGGAUGAGUGUGAUCUUGAGAGAUCAGAGUGGCACCACCUGGCUUUAUUCCAAGGGAGCGGAGAGCGCCAUCUUUCCGAGGUGCAAGGAGAGUCCCCGCCUGAAGGUGAUCGAUGAGCAGAUAAUGAAGUACGCGAAGAAGGGUCUCCGCACAAUGGCCGUGGCGCGACGAACUUUGACCCCCGAGGAGUUGGCCAACUUUGAAGGACUCUUCAGGAAUGCCAACACCCAGCUAAACAAUCGAAACGAGCUGAUCAGGGAGUGCUACGAAACGGUAGAGAUUGGUCUCGACCUGCUGGGUGCCACGGCUUUGGAGGAUGCACUGCAAGAAAACGUGGGUGAGACUCUGGAGGCUCUCCAAACCGCUGGACUGAAGAUUUGGGUUCUCACCGGCGACAAAGUGGAAACUGCAUACAACAUUGGACUCGCUUGCCGGCAUAUUCCUUCCGGAUCGAAACAGCACUUCAUUGUGAACGUGACCGAUCCAAAGGAGCUCCUCACGCGACUGGAGGAGAUUGACGCCGACAAUCCAGAGGUUCUCGUGGUGGAUGGCAUCACAAUUACCGCUCUGCUAAAGGAAACUCCUCGUCAGUUUGCCGAUUUGGCUUUGAAGUGUCGAGCGGUUCUCUGCUGUCGAUUGAGUCCAUUGCAAAAGUGCGAGAUUGUUACAUUGAUCAAGAAGACGAAGAAGUAUAUAACCGCUGCCAUUGGCGAUGGGGCCAACGAUGUGUCCAUGAUCCAGGAGGCACACAUCGGAAUUGGAAUCACGGGUCGCGAGGGAAAACAGGCUGCCAGGUGCGCCGAUUUCGCCAUCGCUCGAUUCGAAAUGCUGCAACGACUGCUCCUCGUCCACGGACACUACAACUCGCAUCGUUUGGCGUUCCUGGUGCUCUUCUACUGCUACAAGAACAUCAUCAUCACCGGGUGCAUGGCCCUCUUCCAGGUCUACGAUCUCUUCUCCGCCACCAACGUCUACAACUCGCUGUACCUCUGGCUCUUCGACAUCGUCUACAUCUCGUUCAGCUUCACCUAUCUGGCCAUUUCCGACAAGGACUACAGCGAGGAGACCCUGCUCAGGCAUCCGGAGCUGUACAAGCGAUUCGCGCACAAUCGGCAGGCAUCGAUGGGGGUUUUCUGUCUGUGGAUCCUCAACGGGUUUGUCCAGUGCUUCAUCAUCUUCUACUUCACCUACGCGGUUCUCAACGAUGCCAAUGUGCUCUUCAACGGAGGCCAACCUGCCAGUUUCCAGACCUUCGGAACCAUGCUGAUAACCAUCAUUGUGAUUGUGGGCAACCUGAAGUUGCUACUGGUGGGUCGCUACAUGACCUACUUGAAUAUCGCCAUGAUCUUUGCUUCGAUUGUCGCCUUCAUGCUGACCACGUACCUCUACAAUCUGGACUCGAGUGGCGAGCUGUACGAUGUCUACAAUCAGUUCCUGGCUUCACUUCCUCUGUGGCUCUUCACCAUCAUCUGCUCGGCAGCUUGUCUGCUGCCCGAUUUCAUCAUCAAGGUGGUGAAUGAUGUGUUCAGAAAGGUUCCGCCCACCAGCAAGUUGGUGGUGUAAAUAAAUAAUAAAAUCAACUAUGAUCAUAAUAC
Molecule: messenger RNA, 3390 nt
Organism: Drosophila ficusphila
Lineage: Eukaryota; Metazoa; Arthropoda; Insecta; Diptera; Drosophilidae
Product: phospholipid-transporting ATPase IF
Exons: 7
Coding region: 194-3358 (1054 amino acids)
Biological process (GO): phospholipid translocation
Cellular component (GO): trans-Golgi network; endoplasmic reticulum; plasma membrane
Molecular function (GO): ATP hydrolysis activity; ATPase-coupled intramembrane lipid carrier activity; magnesium ion binding
Source: RefSeq, a predicted model, not a curated record